Chlorella variabilis is the source of this 2025-nucleotide messenger RNA. RefSeq lists its product as hypothetical. The record is from RefSeq and is a predicted model, not a curated record. Gene Ontology annotation, biological process: transmembrane transport. Gene Ontology annotation, cellular component: membrane. The transcript is spliced from 19 exons. Lineage: Eukaryota; Viridiplantae; Chlorophyta; Trebouxiophyceae; Chlorellales; Chlorellaceae. Bases 1 to 2025 code for a protein of 674 amino acids.
AUGCCAGCCGACAGCGACCGCGACUCGAUAUCAGACAAGGCCACCGGCAGCAGCUUCGAUGGCGUGGUGAACGGGAACGGCGUGUCCGACGGCGAUGCGGUGCCGCGCCGCUCUGGCACACCCACCGGCUCGAUGAAGCGAGUGGAGAGCCGGGUGCCUGUCAACGACUUGCAGGACCAGCCGCUGCUGAGCCAGGCCAAGAAGAUGCUGGAAGAACAGCGCAGCAAGUACCGAGAGAAUACUCGGGGCUUUGGAUGGUACGACUGGCUGGGCUACUUCCUGCCAUGCUUCGUCUGGCUGCGCACAUACGAGUGGCGCAACUGGCUGCUGAGUGAUGUGGCUGCCGGCCUGUCUGUGGGAGCCAUGGUCAUCCCUCAGGGCAUGUCGUAUGCCAAGCUGGCGGGCCUCCCACAAGGCCUAGAGAGCAUCAUCGGCUCCAACGAUGACCCCAACAACCCCACAGACCCUGAGCUACAGGAGCGGUACAACCAUGCAGCCAUUCAGGUUGCCUUUGUAGUGGGAUGCUUCUACACUGGCGUGGGCCUGCUGCGCAUGGGCUGGGUCACCAACUUCUUGAGCCACGCCCAGGUCAGCGGCUUCAUGACGGGCGCAGCCAUCCUGAUUGGCCUCUCGCAGGUCAAGUACAUCCUAGGGCUGACCAUUCCGCGAGCAGACCGCAUCCAGGAGUACCUCCAACUCAUUUUUGACAACCUGUGGCAGUUCAACUGGCGGGAGUUUCUGAUGGGCAUGAGCUUCAUCUUCCUGCUGCUGGCCUUCAAGUUCCUAUCCCAGAAGUAUAGGCGGCUGACAUUUAUGAAGGCGCUGGGCCCGAUGACCGUGUGCAUCAUCUCCAUCGCCCUCAUGAACAUCUUCCACUGGUAUGAGGAUUACACCGGGGUGGUGGUGACUUCCGAUGGCGUCGAGAAGAAGCAGAAGGCGAUUGCCAACAUCGGCAAGAUCCCGUCGGGCCUCCCUGCCUUUACCGUAGGCUGGUGGGCCCCUCUGUACGACGUGGGCAAGCAGAUGGUGCUGGCCGUGCUCAUCUGCUUCAUCGACAUUUGCGAGUCGAUAUCCAUUGCAAAAGCGCUGGCGCAGCGCAACAAGUACACUCUGAAUGCCACCCAGGAGCUGAGGGGCCUUGGCAUCGCAAACCUGGCAGGGGCGGCAUUCAACUGCUACACCACCACAGGCUCCUUUUCGCGCUCCGCUGUUAACAACGCCGUGGGGGCCAAGACGCCUCUUGCCAACUUCAUCACUGGCCUCGUGGUGAUGAUGGUGCUGCUGGUCCUCACCUCCAUCUUUACAAACAUGAGCCAGAACGUGCAGGGCGCCAUCAUCAUCGUGGGCGUCCUCGCCCUCGUCGACUACCCCGAGUUCAUCUACUUGUGGAGGACCAACAAGUUCGACCUGCUGGUGUGGAACGUGGCCUUUCUGUUCACCAUCUUCCUGGGGGUGGAGAUUGGCAUCAUCGUCUCCGUCUGCGUCUCCCUGCUGCUCGUCAUCUACAAGAACGCCUUCCCCCGCAUCACCACCCUGGGCAAGCUGCCGGGCACAGAGGUGUACAGGAGCACCAAGAUGUACCCCAACGCCGAGCUGCAGUCAGGCAUGCUGAUGAUGCGUGUGGACGGUGAGCCCGGCAGCCGCGACGUGCCGUGCCCCAGCUGCACGCUCAUGCGCUCGGCGAAUAGCAUCAAGGAGUUUGUGCGGGACAAGGUGAUUGCGUCUCGGCGGCGGCGCGAGGAGAUGGGGGACCACAUCCGCUUUGUGGUCAUCGACAUGUCGCCCGUCACCGACAUCGACUCCUCCGCCAUGCACUUCCUGGACGACUUCAUCGAUGAGCUGGCGCAGGACGGGAUCGAGCUGGUGCUGGCCAACCCCUCCCAGCAGGCCCUGCUGCAGCUCAAGCGCUCCAAGCUGAUCCACAAGAUCAAGGAGGAGAACGUGCAUGUGAACAUGGCGGACGCGGUGGCCCACGCGGCGGCGGUGGUUCGCCAGGAGCAGCAGCCCGCUGUCACCGUCAUCUGA